Mucor mucedo is the source of this 1174-nucleotide messenger RNA. Its product is annotated as putative NAD-dependent D-isomer specific 2-hydroxyacid dehydrogenase. The transcript has 2 exons. Lineage: Eukaryota; Fungi; Mucoromycota; Mucoromycetes; Mucorales; Mucoraceae. Bases 129 to 1142 code for a protein of 337 amino acids. Gene Ontology annotation, molecular function: glyoxylate reductase (NADPH) activity; hydroxypyruvate reductase [NAD(P)H] activity; NAD binding. Gene Ontology annotation, cellular component: cytosol. The record is from RefSeq and is a predicted model, not a curated record.
CCCCGUCUUCCCGGGGGAAAGAAAGCGGACAAUUUUUUAUUUUUUCUUUUUUCCCGUAUAAAGUUCUGCACUGUUUUUAUUUUUAUUUUUACCCCUUUUCUUUUUUUAGACAAUACAAAUAAAAAAAGAUGGCACCUCAAGUAUUAAUUGUAGGGUGUAUUGAUUUCGCUACAGAAGACUAUGAACGUCUCUGUAAGAAAUACUCGAUUGAAUACUACACUUCUAAAUCGCGUCUCGAGUUCUUUGAGGAUUGCGCAACCAAGUAUAAGGACGUACCCAUCAUUUAUCGUACACCUGAAUCACAAAGUGUGGUAGGUCCAUUUGAUGCUCAACUUGUCUCCCAUCUUCCCUCUUCCUUAAAAUACAUUGUUUAUUGUGGCGCUGGUUAUGAUUCUAUUGAUGUCUCUGCCUGUGCCCAAAAGAAAAUCAUGGUAUCCCAUACUCCCGUGGCUGUAGAUGAUGCCACGGCUGAUAUUGCUGCCAUUCUUAUCCUCAACUGCUGUCGUAACGUUUUGGCCGCCAGUGAGAAUUUACGUCAGGGAAGGUGGCGAAGUGGUGUACGUAUGGGCACAGACCCUCAGGGUAAAAUCCUUGGUGUCUUGGGUGCUGGUGGUAUCGGUCGAACAUUGGCUAAGCGUAUGUCUGGUUUUGAUUUGGGAAAAAUUCAAUAUUACAAUCGCAAUCGAUUAUCUCUCGAACUUGAGCAGGAAUCCAAUCUCCAAUAUGUGGAUUUUGAAACUUUACUCAAGACAUCCGAUAUCAUCUCCGUGCAUUGUCCUUUAAAUGCUGCCACUACCCAUUUGAUCAGUUACAAGGAAUUUGCCAUGAUGAAAGAUAAUGUGAUUGUCGUCAAUACCGCCCGAGGUAAAGUCAUCAAUGAAGCUGCCUUGAUUAAUGCCCUUGAACGCGGUAAAGUCUUGGCUGCAGGUUUGGAUGUAUUUGAAGAAGAACCCAAGAUCUCUCCCGGUUUAUUAACUCAUCCUCGUUCUGUUCUCUUACCUCACAUUGGUACCUUUACCAAUGAAAGUCAAUACAAGAUGGAAAAAUUAGUUUUGGAUAAUAUGGUAGCUGCAUUGGAACAAGAUACUUUAUUAACUCCCGUACCUGAGCACAAACACUUUUUCUCACACAACAACAAAUAAUGAUAAUAAUAAAAAAAAAAAAAAAACCUUAA